AUGUUGCUCACCGGGCUCAUUGCUCUCGCUACUUGCGCCCAACGGGCAUCAGCAAGGAAGCUAUGGGCCACCGAACCAGCGGAUCCAGCCAACAUUAUUAUGACUGCGUAUCCAUUGGGGAAUGGAAAGCUUGGAGCAAUGCCCCUUGGAUUAGUUGGAGAGGACAUCGUGGUUCUAAACGAACAUAGUCUUUGGUCUGGAGGGCCAUUUGAAAGCCCCGAUUACAUUGGUGGCAACCCGCCAGCUCCAGUCUACACUGCCCUUCCAGGGAUUAGGGAGACGAUUUGGAACACUCAAAUCAACAAUGAUAUUAGUGCCUUGUAUGGCGACCCAACAUACUACCAUUAUGGCAACUACGAGACUCUGGGAAAUCUCACUGUCAAGAUUGCGGGAGUUAGCAGAUACAGCUCUUACAAUCGCGCUCUGGAUCUCGAAACUGGUAUUCAUCAAACCGCCUUUACAUCGAACGGUGCCAAGUUUACCAUAACUACUUUCUGCACCUUUCCUGACCAAGUUUGCGCUUACAACGUCCAGUCCAACAAACCGCUGCCAGCCGUGACCAUUGGAUUGCAGGACAACCAACGAAGUAGCCCAUCGUCCAACUCUUCAUGCGACGCCAAUGGAGUUCGCCUGAGAGGACAGACUCAACAGGACAUUGGCAUGAUAUUUGACGCUCGUGCCCAAGUGCUUAAUCGGCCUAGGAAAGCUACAUGCACAUCGUCCCACGAACUCCUUGUUCCUUCAGAUGGCAAAACCGCCUCUGUAACGGUGGUAUACGCAGCCGGAACAAAUUAUGACCAAAAGAAGGGAACCAAGGCCAGUAACUACUCCUUCAAGGGCGUCGAUCCGGCACCGGCUGUGGUCUCCACCAUUCAGGCCGUUGAGAAGAAAAGCUUCAGCAGCAUGUACAACGCCCAUGUCAAGGAUCACAACACGUUGUUCAGCCAGUUCACACUGAAUCUGCCAGAUUCUGAGCACUCAGUUUCUGUGCCCACAGCGACACUAAUGGAGAACUACGACUAUAACGUUGGUGAUCCAUUCGUGGAGAACCUACUCUUUGAUUACGGCAGAUACCUUUUCAUUGGUUCAUGCAGGGAUGGAUCUUUACCACCCAAUUUGCAGGGCAUCUGGACAGAAAAUCAAUUCCCAGCUUGGAGUUCAGAUUAUCACGUUGACGUCAAUGUGCAGAUGAAUCACUGGCACACUGAACAAACCGGUCUCGGUGAUAUCCAGGGGCCUUUGUGGGAUUUUAUCAUCGAUACGUGGGUGCCGCGUGGAACAGAGACAGCAGAAUUGCUAUAUGAUGCUCCUGGAUUUGUAGGAUUCAGCAACCUGAACACAUUUGGGUUUACGGGGCAAAUGAACUCUGCUGUGUGGUCCAACUACCCAGCAUCCGCCGCCUGGCUUAUGCAAAACGUUUGGAACCGAUAUGACUACGGCCGCGACACGCACUGGUGGAAGACUGUUGGGUAUCCGCUUAUGAAGUCGGUUGCCGAAUACUGGAUCCAUGAGAUGGUACCUGAUCUCUAUUCGAACGAUGGAACCCUCGUUGCCGCUCCUUGCAACUCGCCUGAGCAUGGUUGGACGACGUUUGGCUGCACACACUACCAGCAGCUCGUUUGGGAAGUGUUUGACCAUAUCAUCGACAGUUGGGAAGAUUCCGGUGAUACCAACACCACCUUCCUCGAGACCGUAAAGGAGACCCAGUCAAAGCUGUCUCCGGGUAUCAUUAUUGGCUGGUUCGGUCAAAUCCAAGAAUGGAAGAUCGGGUGGGAUCAGCCCAACGAUGAGCAUCGCCACCUUUCUCACCUCGUGGGCUGGUAUCCUGGCUACAGCAUCGGCACGCACAUGUGGAACAAGACCGUCACCGAUGCCGUCAAUGUCAGUCUGACGGCCAGAGGCAACGGCACAGCUGAUUCGAAUACUGGCUGGGAGAAGGUCUGGCGAGUCGCAUGCUGGGCCCAGCUCAACAAUACCGAUAUUGCAUACACCUACUUGAAAUAUGCCAUCGAUAUGAACUACGCGAACAACGGCUUUUCCGUAUACACCUCUGGUAGUUGGCCGUACGAGCUGGCAGCGCCGUUCCAGAUCGACGCCAAUUUCGGAUACAGCGCCGCUGUGUUGGCCAUGUUGAUCACCGAUCUUCCAGUGCCAUCUGCGUCCAAUGCCAUCCACACGGUCAUCUUGGGCCCGGCUAUCCCAUCGGCAUGGAAGGGCGGUUCUGUUCAAGGCAUGCGUAUUAGAGGCGGUGGAUCGGUGGACUUUUCAUGGGAUAAUAACGGCUUGGUGAAUAAGGUGGCGCUGCAUAACCACAAGGAGUCUGUUAAAAUUGUUGAUGUGAACGGCAAGGUCUUGCUUCACAAGUAG
This is a messenger RNA of Trichoderma virens Gv29-8, 2367 nucleotides long. Its product is annotated as glycoside hydrolase family 95 protein. The record is from RefSeq and is a predicted model, not a curated record. Gene Ontology annotation, biological process: carbohydrate metabolic process. Gene Ontology annotation, molecular function: alpha-L-fucosidase activity. The transcript is spliced from 11 exons. The coding region runs from base 1 to 2367 and encodes 788 amino acids. Lineage: Eukaryota; Fungi; Ascomycota; Sordariomycetes; Hypocreales; Hypocreaceae.